Molecule: messenger RNA, 1467 nt
Organism: Heterobasidion irregulare TC 32-1
Lineage: Eukaryota; Fungi; Basidiomycota; Agaricomycetes; Russulales; Bondarzewiaceae
Exons: 1
Coding region: 12-1274 (420 amino acids)
Source: RefSeq, a predicted model, not a curated record
AUGAGCACAGGAUGCCCAUGCUCGGCGAGGUAUUUGGUUAUCUCUCGCAGAUCCGUAUCAUCAUUGCCACCUCGCGGAUACGCCGUGCCACGAUGCCCGAGAGCAUCUUCGAGAGCAUCGGUCCGAGCUGCAGUCCGACGCUGCAAAAGCUGAUCGCGGACGUGAAGCACCCGUCGUGGAGGGCCUUCCUCGGACGGCUGCCGAACCUGCGCACCCUGUUGCGCGUGCAGCGGGGGUUCUGCCCGCACGACCUGCCGCUUCUCCCGGACCUGCGCUUCACGGCCCUGGACAGCUGGCACGCCGAGUGCUCCCCCGACUGCGGCAAAAAUGCAGCGAUCCCGUUCCCGAAUCUCGAGCACGUUCUCCUUCGGUGGUACGAGGAAUCGCUACAGCGCCGGGAAGAGCGCCGCGCGUGCAUCUCGGGGUUCCUGUCCAAGCGGGCCCUGGCACUCACGACCGUGCAUCUGGAGACGCUGGUCAACGUCUCUGAGCCGAUGUUCAAGGUGCUCGCGGAAAACUGUCCCCGCCUUACUCAUAUCGUCUUUUACUAUCUUCCGCAUGAGACCUGGUCCGAGAGAAGUGCCCCGUAUCCCGAAGAGGAAGGCGAUGAAUCCGUUACCGAUGAUGGCGAAUCUGACUACCCUUCAGAUGGGGUUGACGACGAGGACGACGAGGACGACAAUGAAGUCAACGAAGACGACGGCGACGACGACAACGACAACGACAGCGACGGCGACGACAACGACGACAACGACGACGACAACGAAAACAACGACGACGACGACGACGACGACAACGACGACAACGACGACAACGACGACAACGACGACAGUGACAAUGACGACGGGAUUGUGUAUCAAGAGCAUGCGCAUGUGCAUAUGCAUGUACAUGAGCACGAGCAUGCGCAUGUGCAUAUGCACAUGCAUGAGCAUGAUAAUCCUGGUGACGAUGGGGAGGUUGAAUAUGACCCAGACACUCCCCCCAUUGUCCCAAAGUACAGAAACGGAUAUUUUCCUCUCAUCACGCAUCUGGCGCUUUUCCCUCGAGACGGGCAGGCAAUCGAUCCCCAUUCCGCUUCUGCCAUGUUCGUCUGGUUGGCGGCGCAGAUGCCCCCUUCUCUGCAGGUCGUGCGAUUCCUGAGUCGGAGGGUGGUGAGGGAUUUUCGCUGGCGGUUUCCGCAGGCACUGGCACUCGGGCUGGAGAUGCUCCCCGGUGUGCGAGUGGAGGAUCACGAGGGAAAUGAUAUGCGGGCCUAUACAGAGCCGGCAAUAUAACCAGGGACAGCAGGUGUACAUGUCACUUGAGGUCGACUCACGCAGGAUUCACGGAGGUAAUAUCAAACUAUUGCAAUCUUUACCGGUCAGCCCGCAUCGUAUCAGCAGAACUACAUUGCCUAUAGCUGCCUUGUCUUUGAGAUUUCACUUGGAACUCUUUAUUACCUAUAAUCAAAUCUGUCUUGUCAUAGAU